Geodia barretti is the source of this 732-nucleotide messenger RNA. The record is from the annotation of a GenBank genome assembly. NCBI's taxonomy places the organism in Eukaryota, Metazoa, Porifera, Demospongiae, Tetractinellida, Geodiidae.
AUGGUGGUUGACAUAGACAAGUGCACGGGCUGUCAAGCCUGCGUUGUCGCCUGCCAGUCCGAGAAUAAUGUGCCGAUAAAUGAGGAAGCGCACUUCAACCAGCGCCGCGCAAUCGAGUGGAUUCGCGUGGAGCGGUACUGGGAGGGCGAGUUCCCGGAUGUAAAGGCGCGGUUCAUACCGCUGUUCUGCCAGCAGUGCGGCGACGCGCCGUGCGAGCCGGUGUGUCCGGUGUAUGCGACGUACCACAACAGCGAGGGACUGAAUGUGCAGGUGUAUAACCGCUGCAUCGGGACAAGGUUCUGCGCGAACAACUGCCCGUACCAGGUGAGGUUCUUCAAUUUCUGGGAGCCUGCGUGGCCUGAGACGCUGAAGAAUCAGCUCAAUCCUGAUGUAACGGUUCGCAGCCGAGGCAUCAUGGAGAAGUGCACCUUCUGCGUACAGCGCAUUCGUCGCAGUUCGCGGGAAGCAGACAAGGAAGGCGAGGAGCUUCAGGACGGGGACAGAGCACUCAACCCGGCGUGCGUGAAUGCAUGCCCGACCGAGGCGCUGAUGUUCGGCAACCUGAACAAUCCGGAGUCAAAGGUUGCGAAGAAGGCAGAAAAGGAACUGCGAGGGACGACACCUGCGCGUAAGGGCGGGCGUGGCUACCAUCUGCUGGACGAGUUCGGGACGCACCCGAAGGUCGUUUAUCUGAAGAAGUAUGACAAGGACGCUGAGGAAGCGCAUGGCUAG